AUGUUAAACUCUACACAGGUUUCGCAUUUCACACUGGCUGCCUAUUUCGAUACGGGGGGGUUUAAAUACUUAUAUUUCAUGGUUGUUAUGUCUUUAUAUGUUUUCAUAGUUAGUGCUAAUGUGUUGCUCAUCGUGGUUAUCGGUAGUAACAGAAGCUUACAUGAACCUAUGUACCUUUUCCUGUGCAGCCUGUUUGUAAAUGAACUGUAUGGUAGUACAGGGUUGUUUCCAUUCCUUCUGGUUCAGAUCCUCUCUGACAUUCACACUGUUGCUGCUCCGCUCUGCUUCACACAGAUCUUCUUCGUAUAUUCUUAUGGAAAUAUAGAGUUUUUAAACUUGAUCAUCAUGUCUUAUGACCGAUAUCUGGCCAUCUGUUAUCCUCUACAGUAUAACACAUGUAUGACCUGGAACAAGGUGGUUGUGCUUAUUGCUGUAAUAUGGUUGCUCACAUUUCUUGUGAAUUUUGUUACACUGACUUUGAUAGUCCCUUUACAGCUGUGUGGGAACGUCAUUAACAAAGUCUACUGUGAUAACCACUCCAUAGUUAAACUGGCCUGUUAUGACACUACAGUUAAUAACAUUUAUGGACUCAUUGUUUCUUCACUCGCCAUCUUUUGUCCUCUGAUUCUGAUCUUGUACUCGUAUAUAAAGAUCCUUAAAGUGUGUUAUUCUGGUAGUAAACAGACCAGACAGAAAGCUGUCAGUACCUGCACACCUCACCUGGCUUCUCUGCUCAACUUCUCCUUUGGAGCUUCUUUUGAGAUAUUACAGAGCAGAUUUAAUAUGAACAAUCUCCCCAACAUGUUGAGGAUGUUUUUAUCUUUAUACUUUCUAACAUGCCCGCCGCUGUUCAACCCUGUAAUGUACGGCCUCAAACUGGCCAAAAUACGUGUCGCAUGUAAACGUGUGAAAUUAAUCACGUUAAUACGUCUCUGA
This is a messenger RNA of Sebastes umbrosus (honeycomb rockfish), 936 nucleotides long. Its product is annotated as olfactory receptor 11A1-like. Gene Ontology annotation, cellular component: membrane. The coding region runs from base 1 to 936 and encodes 311 amino acids. The record is from RefSeq and is a predicted model, not a curated record. Gene Ontology annotation, molecular function: G protein-coupled receptor activity; olfactory receptor activity. Lineage: Eukaryota; Metazoa; Chordata; Actinopteri; Perciformes; Sebastidae. The transcript has a single exon. Gene Ontology annotation, biological process: G protein-coupled receptor signaling pathway.